This is a messenger RNA of Mobula hypostoma (lesser devil ray), 5649 nucleotides long. Its product is annotated as allergin-1-like. Bases 71 to 832 code for a protein of 253 amino acids. The record is from RefSeq and is a predicted model, not a curated record. NCBI's taxonomy places the organism in Eukaryota, Metazoa, Chordata, Chondrichthyes, Myliobatiformes, Myliobatidae. The transcript is spliced from 8 exons.
UGAGAACAGCGUUGAUCUCUUGCUAGCUCAAUGAAGAGAACAUUUCCUCUUUCAAAACACUGCGAAGAAAAUGUUAAAACCCGCUAUCUUGGUUUUGGUUCAGCUGCUACUCUGCCGUGCCUCCGCUCCUGGGGUCAAGACGUUGCCAGUGCUUCCCGUGACAGAGUCUGCCGUCCCCCGCACCCAGAUAGAAGCAGUGCCAGCAACCGCCAGGACAGAGACUGCCGGCAAUUCCACUGCACUUGGAUCCAGUCCUGCAAGCAUGCACCACGACAACAUUUCAAAACCAGAAAUAAAAUCUGUCACUUCAAAAACCACUCUUGAAGUAGGAAAUUGCAUCUCUCUUCAAUGCCACUCCACAAAUGGAAGCCUUCCUGUGACUUACUCAUUAUUUCUACGUACAAGACAUAUCUCCACUAUCAAGAAGUUUGAUAGAGAUCCUGCUAUCUUUAAUGUGCUCAUAAACAAUACUGAAGAUGGCGGUGUGUACAAGUGCAAAGCUACAAGUAAUGUUUCAGUCAUGUUUAAAUACAGUGAAGGGAUCCAUUUUACAAUAAAAGGUACCACUUCAUAUAAGUGGUUGUAUUAUACAACAAUAUCUCUUCUGCUGUUAGUGGGACUUUUAGUAAUUAUCUGUAUUAAAGUAGGUAAAAACCGAAUCAAUAAAAGGUACAAAACACAGGAACAGCGUAACCAAGAUACCAACGUGGACAACACUUGCUCUAUUGAAGAUAAAGUCGUAUAUACUCAAUUUAACUUACAAUCCCAGAAGAAUAAGAAAGCACAACAACAAGAAGGAGUAGUUUACGCCGCAAUUAAUUUCAAUGAAUAGUGAUGGAAGGAGCAUUGAAGUGUAAAGUGUUGUUAUCAAAAUUAGGAAAUAUUUACAAAAACACAAAAUGCUCAAAACACUCAACAGUUCUGACAACAUUUGUGGUCCUCAGCUUCCACAUCCUUCCUACAAUGAGGUGACUGGAACUAAACACAAUAUUCCAUGUCUGGUUUAACUUUAUAGAGCUGCAACAUUACCUAGCAAACUUGUAUUAUGGAAACUGCAUGUUUUAGGAUAGAUUAGAUAGAUAGAUAUUUAUUGAUCCCAAAGGAAAUUACACUGUCACAGUAGCAUUAGUAGCACAGGUAUACAAAUAUUAGAAGAGAAGUAAGAAAGAAUAAAAAAAAGUUACCUCAAGCAUUCUAACAGGAGGGAGUCAUCACUUCCCCAGCUAUAGGUUGACUCAUUAUAGAGCCUAAUGGCUGAGGGUAAGAAUAACCCCAUAAUGCGUUCUUCGAAGGAGCACAGUUGUCUUAGUCUAUUACUAAAACUGCUCCUUUGUUCAGCCAAGGUGGUAUGCAGAGGUGAGAAACAUUGUCCAGAAUUGCCAGGAUUUUCCAUAAGUUCCUUUGUUCUACCACAGUCUCCAGUGUCCAGACUGACUCCUAUAACAGAGCCAGCCUUUCUAAUCAGUUUAUUGAGCCUGUCGGCAUCACGUGUUGUUGCCAUUGCCUCAGCACACCACCGCAUUGAAGAUUGUACUGGUAGAACAUGUGAAGGAGAGGCCUGCAUACUCCAAAGGGCCUCAGUCUCCUCAGGAAGUAGAGGCGACUCUAGCCCUUCUUAUACACAGCCUCUGUGUUGGUGCUCCACUCAAGUCUCUCAUCCAGGUGCACCCCCAGGUACUUGUAGGUCCUCACCACAUCCACGUCCUCACCAUCAAUAGUAACAGGGAGCAGUGCAGGCUUACUCUUCCUAAAGUCCAUCACCAUCUCCUUUGUCUUACUGAUGUUGAACUGCAGAUGAUUCAGUUUGCACCAUUUGACCAAGUCCUUCACCAGGGCCCUGUAUUCAUCCUCCCGUCCUCCCUUUAUACACCCAACUAUUGCUAUGUCAUUAGCGAAUUUCUGCAGAUGAUAUGACUCAGUGUUGUACCUAAAGUCUGAGGUAUACAGGGUAAAUAGGAAGAGAGUCAAUACAGUCCCCUGUGGGGCCCCAGUGCUGCUUAUAGCCAUGUCUGACACACAGCUCUGAAGCUGCACAAACUGUGCUCUGCCAGUCAGGUAGUCCGUUACUCACGAUACAAUGGAAGUGCCAACCAGCAUUGAACCGAGAUUUUCCCCCAGCAGUGAGGGCUGUAUGGUAUUGAAGGCACUUCAGAAAUCAAGAAACAUGAUUCUCACAGUGCUGCCCUGCUUAUCCAAAUGGAAGUCGGCUCUUUUCAGCAGGUAGAUGACAGCACCGUCGACUCCAAUGUGCUCAUGGUAGGCAAACUGCAGGGGAUCGAGGGCUGAUCCGUCCAGGGGUCAGAGGUGAGCCAGGACCAGCCUCUCUAGGAUCUUCUUGAUGUGAGAGGUCAGGGCCACUGUAAGGUUGAGGAAGUUUGGUAUGGGCCCCCAAAUCCUAAGAAAUUUCUACAGGGCCACAAUUGAGAGCAUCCUGACUGGCUGCAUCACAGCCUGGUAUGGACACUAUACCUCCCUUAAUCGCAGGAUUCUGCAGAGAGUGGUACGGAGAACCCAGAGCAUCUGUGGUUGUGAGCUUCCCACGAUCCAGAACAUUUACAAAGACAGGUGUGAAAAAAGGUCCCGUGGGAUCAUUGGGUCCCGAGCACCCCAACCACAAUCUAUUCCAGCUGCCACCAUCCGGGAAACUGUACCAUGGCAUAAAAGCCAGGACCAACAGGCUCUGGGACAGCUUCUUCUACCAGGCCAUCAGACUGAUUAACUCACACUGAUUUGAGUGUAUCUCUAUGUUACAUUGACUGUUCUAUUUAUUAUAAAUUACUACGAUUGCACAUUGCACAUUUAGACAGAGAUAUAAUGUAAAGAUUUUUACUGCUCCUGUAUGUGAAGGAUGUAAGAAAUAAAGUCAAUUCAAUUCAGGUAGUCAUUCAAGACAAGAUAGAGGCACAAUAAGGCAAGACAGGCAGAAAGGUUGUUUCCACUGUUACGUGAGACUAGAACAAGGGGACAUCGCCUGAGGAUUCAUGGGAAUAGAUUUAAGACGGAGAUGAGAAAGAACUGCUUUUCCCAGAGAGUAGUAAAUCUGUGAAUUCUCUGCCCAGGGAGGUAGUAGAGAUGACUUCAUUAAAUAUAUUUAAGACACCAUUAGCUUUUUUGCAUAAUGGAGGAAUUAAGGGUUAUGGGUAAAGGCAGGUAGGUGGAGCUGAGUCUAUGACCACGUCAGACUGAAUGGCAGAGCAGGCUUGACAGGCCAGGCCUACUCCUGUUCCUAUUUCAUUGUCCUUAUGAAAUAAAAAAAUAAAGGCAUCCAUUAGUCUUGCGAGACCAUGGAUCUGCCCCUGGAAAAUCUUCACUCUCCAGGGCGCAGGCCUGGGCAAGGUUGUAUGGAAGACCAGCAGUUGCCCAUGCUGCAAGUCUCCCCUCUCCACGACACCAAUGUUGUCCAAGGGAAGGGCAUUAGGACCCAUACAACUUGGUACCAGUGUUGUUGCAAAGCAAUGUGUGAUUAAGUGCCUUGCUCAAGGACACAACACGCUGCCUCGGCUGUGGCUCGAACUCUCACGACCUUCAGGUCGCUAGUCCAAUGCCUUAACCAUGGCCACGUGCCCACUCAAAUAGACCUACUGUCAAACAUUAACUCUGUUUCUCUUUAUACAGAUGAAGCCUAGCCUGCUGAGUGUUUCCAGCAUUUUCAGUUUUUAUUUUCAGAUUUUUUUUUUGGAUUUUCAGUAAAUACUUGCUCUUCUCAUUAAUUGAACUUGAUUUGUCUUCAUUUUGUGCUAAGUAGCUGGUCAUUGUAUCAAUAUGAUGAAAAGCAAAUGCUUUAUUUGUGUAAAGGAAAUAAACCAGCUUGCCAAUAGUGGAAGCAGUUGUAGUUUUGGGCAUUGAUGCUACACAGUGGCCAUUCAUGAUGGAGCUGCUUGUUUAUGUGUGAUGUCACUGUCCCUGGGUUUGCCAUGUCCUACCACUACCACCAUGACACAUGGUAGGAAUAAGCUGAUGAAGACCUUCAUCAUUCAUUCUAGACGCACUAAGAUUAUGUCAUAGAACAUGACAGCACAGAAUCAUGUCAUUCGGCCUUUCUAGUCUAUGCCGGGCUAGGUAAUCUGGCUAGUCCCAUCAACCUGCACCCCGACAGUAGCCCUCCAUAGCCAUCCCAUCCAUGUACCUAUCCAAAUUUCUCUUUAAUGUUGAAACUGAACCCGAACCCACAUCCAUCACUUGUGCUGGCAGCUCAUUCCACACUCUCCGAGUGAAGAAGUUCCCCCUCAUCUUCCCCUUAAACAUUCCAUCUUUCAUGCUUAACCCUCAACCAUCAGCCUCUUGAACCAGUGGGCAUAACAUCACUCAACUUCAUUCACCCCAUCACUGAACUGUUCCUACAACCUAUGGAUUUACAUUCAAGGGCUCUUCAUCUCAUGUUCUCGAUAUUUAUUGUUUUUUUUUCCCCUUUGUAUUUGCACAGUUGUCUUUUGCAUAUCGGGUUUUGUCCAUCCUGUUGGGUGCAGGCUUUCAUUGUUUCUAUUAUGUUUCUUGGAUUUACUGAGUCACCCGCAAGAAAAUGAAUCUCAAGGUUGUAUAUGGUUACAUAUGUACUUUAAUAAAUUUAUGAUGAUGAUGAUUGAGGACACACAGUCCCCUUUUAUUGUCAUUUAGUAAUGCAUGUAUUAAGAAAUGAUAAAAAUGUUUUUCCAGAAUGAUAUCACGAAAACACAUGACAAACCGACUUAAAAACUAACAAAAAAACAUAAUUAUAACAUAUAGUUACAACAGUGCAAAGCAAUACCGUAAUUUGAUAAGAACAGACCAUGGCACAGUAAAAGUCUCAGAGUCUCUCGAAAGUCCCGUCAUCUCACGCAGACGGUAAACCUUCAGCGCUGCCAACUUGCUGAUACAGCAUCCCGGAAGCAUCCGACCACAGUCCGACUCCGAGUCCGUCCGAAAAACUCCAAGCCUCCGACCACCUAUUCGACACCGAGCACUGAGCACCAUCUCUGCCGAGCAUUUCGACCCCGGCCCCGGCAACAGGCAAUACGCAAAGCCGAGGAUUUGGGGCCUUCCCCUCCGGAGAUUCUCGAUCGCACAGUAGCAGCAGCAGUGAAGCAGGCAUUUCAGAAGUUACUCCAGAUGUUCCUCUGCAUUUUCACGACUGUCCCCAUCAAAUCUGGAUUGUGCAUGGCACCCCUAGUUACACAUAUCAAUAUUCAUUCGGAAUGGCCAUGCACGCUGCGUCGCACCGCCAUCUUCUCCUCCCUCCUCCUUUACUUUGAACUUUAACCCAUGACCUCUUAUUGUCUCACCCAACCUCAGUGGAAAAAGCCCACUUGCAUUUACCUCAUCUAGACCUCUCAUAAUUUUCUUUACCUGUAUUAAAUCUCCCCUCAAUCUUCUACAUUCUAGGGAAUAAAGUUGUAACCUAUUCAACCUUUCACUAUAACGCAGGUCCUCGUCCCACCAACAUCUUUGUAAAUUUUCUCUACGCUUUUUCAAUCUUAUUUACAUUUUUCCUGUAGGUUGGUGACCAGAACUGUACACAGAAUUCCAAAUUAGGUCUCUCAAACAUCUUAUACAGUUUCAACAUAACAUCCCAACUCCUAUACUCAUUACACUGACUUAUGAAGGCCAUUGUGCCAAAAGCUUUCUUUAUGAGCCUAUCUACCUUUGACAACACUUUCAAGGAAUUACGGAACU